UGAUGAACCUAUGACAACAUUCUAUAGGUGUUGUAAUCAAGAGUGUUCGCACAAUUGGAGGGAUUAAACAUGAGAAGUACAACAUUUUUGUAUAAUUUAAUUAAAAGCGUCGAUUUAAAUUUAAAAUUAAAAAUGGCGCAAAUAGUUUCCGUUAAUGAUAUUGAUGCUGUUCAAACGGCGAUAGAAAUUUUAAAAUCGGGUGAAGUAAUCGCUUUACCGACUGAUACAGUUUAUGGUUUAGCUUGUUGUGCCACAAACAUUGAAGCCGUUAAUAAACUGUACGAAAUUAAAGCUCGAAACGAAAAUAAACCUGUCGCAAUUUGCGUUGGACGUGAAAAAGAUGUUAAAAAAUGGGCGGAAGUUUCACAUUUACCAAGUGGAUUAUUAAAAUCAUUACUUCCCGGUCCGGUUACGUUAGUUUUAAAUUGUGCUAGAAAACUAGAUAAAUCCUUAAAUUUCGAUGGAAAAAUCGGCGUUAGAAUCCCUGAUUACGAUUUUAUUAGGAACGUUUGUGACGGAUUAAAUUCGCCAAUUGCUUUAACAAGCGCUAAUUUUAGUGGGGAUCCUAGUUCGGUGAGGAUUGAGGAGUUUAAAGGUUUAUGGGCGAAAAUAGGGGGGAUUUUUGAUGGAGGGAUUUUAGGUGUUGGUGAUUCAAAUCGCGGCGCAUCUACAGUUGUUGAUUUAUCUAAAGUAGGUUAUUUUAAAAUUAUGAGGAAUGGUAUUGCAUUUGAAAGUACCCGUAAAAUAUUAAUUGAUUAUGGAAUCGAUGAUUGUACGGUUAAAUAAGGUGUUUUUUAGUUUAAUUGAUUAAAAAAAUUAAAUAUAAAAGCAAUAAAGUAAAGGAGAUUAAUUUUA
This is a messenger RNA of Onthophagus taurus, 855 nucleotides long. RefSeq names its product Threonyl-carbamoyl synthesis 1 (gene Tcs1). The record is from RefSeq and is a predicted model, not a curated record. Lineage: Eukaryota; Metazoa; Arthropoda; Insecta; Coleoptera; Scarabaeidae. Gene Ontology annotation, molecular function: double-stranded RNA binding; nucleotidyltransferase activity; tRNA binding. Gene Ontology annotation, cellular component: cytoplasm. Gene Ontology annotation, biological process: regulation of translational fidelity.